This is a messenger RNA of Epithele typhae, 909 nucleotides long. RefSeq lists its product as uncharacterized. The transcript has 5 exons. Lineage: Eukaryota; Fungi; Basidiomycota; Agaricomycetes; Polyporales; Epitheliaceae. Bases 1 to 909 code for a protein of 302 amino acids. The record is from RefSeq and is a predicted model, not a curated record.
AUGGCUACGUCGCAUCGCAAAGAGGUUAUCGACGCUCACAUGCAAGAUUCGAAUUGGAUGAAGCUCUGUCGUCUACCGAAGUCAUUGGUUGACAAGUGGGAGGAAUCAGUGGAAGAGUACACUGCAGCAAAGGAGGCCUUUCAAGAAAUUGACCGUGUUGCUAAUGAGGAAGAGUGCGCCGAAUGGAAACAGGAGAUUCUCGAUGCGCGAGAGGCACGCAAAACCGAUGCCUCCGCCAUGGACAUUUUUACACCGAAAAAGAUCAAACCGGCGAACAAGACGCAAGUCAGGACGGCUCUCUUGAACGGCGACACCACGCACACGGUAUCACUCGAGAAUCCGAUCUCAGCGGACUUACUUGCAUGGCUCUCAUUGGGAAUCAGUAUAGACCGCCAGAGUCCAGAGCAACUUCCCAUUCUCAUGCCGUCCUCACUCGGUAUUCGGUAUUGCAAGGAUCACGGUCUGAUAGACAUCGUCCUUGCGGAGCGAGAACUUCGGAAGGGAGAGAUGAACGAAUGUCUUUCCGGUGUUCGUGACGGGAUUGACACCAAGUCCUACCUCUACUACGCUCGGGUUCGCAACGCCACUUCUGUCCGCAAAUCUCUCCGCUCCUUUAGCGAGAUCCGCAUGGUCGACCACUCAGUAGCGAAGUAUGUCCAGCUCUACAUGCUUUCUCGCACUGCCCUCGCUGCCCUGUACGACCCGAACGACCCUGAAGAUGUCAAGAAAAAAUCGGAUGAUCUGGUCAUUUACAAGCCCAUCACAAAGUCCAAUCUCACUGUCAACACCACGAUCCUGGAAGCAACCACCAGGAGUGCUCGGAACAAGCACCCUUCAUGGAUCUGGACGUUUACCAGAACAUCGGAAGAGGGCUCCACCUUGUACAAUGAUGAAAGUACAUGGGAAUAA